AGUUAGAGAACAAAACAAAGUAUACUAUAUCACGCAUUGGGUCAAUCCUUCUGUAUCACUGCAAAAUACAAAUUUGAAGAGUAGAUGAUAAAUAGCUCUCAUGUUUCAAUAAAAUGGACGCAAUCCUUGAAGUUCAUCUAUAUCUACUAAUAGGUGGCCAUCAAAUGCGGCAUAUGUGCUAAUUGUUGGAUUAUAUGUCGACAACCUGGUGAGGUUGAAAAGUUUCAAUGGUAUCUCAGUCAAUCCUAUGUUGGAAUAUUUCUGAACAAUCUAUUCCAUAACAGAGCCUUUUUUGGCAGGGGGUGUUAUACUUUCAGACACCUGUGUUCCCCUUUAUUCUUGAUUUGCCAAAAUAGUCUUCCACUUCUCUGCAUUUUUCUCCCUGACCCUGUGUUCUAGUUAUCAUAUCAACAUGCGUUUCGUUUCCUCUGACGAUGUCUUUAUAGCUAUCUCAGCCACUUUCCAAUCAUCUUUGUAUGCAUUUUUUUCAAUUUCAUGGGUAAUGGUGUAAUGGGUCUGCUGAAAGACUGAAUUGGAAUGCAGUAUACUAGCCUGUUCUGUCUCAAAACCAGUUUAGAAAGGAAACCAUGGAUACCAAUGAACUAGUUCUGAAUAAGAGUUCCAUGGCUGAGAUACUUGACCAGAGUUCUUGUGCUUUUUGUCACUCUAACCUAUGGAGGUCCUGUGCUGUUUCACACUCAGGCAAUUGUAGAUGUGAUCCUCAAGCUCAAAGAAGAAAGUCUCAGUGUACACUGUCAACCACCAAGGAGAUAUUGGACAAACAAAAGAAACUAUUUCACAGUAAAGAGCCUCAUGGUGUAACAGUUAAGGAAGAAAACCCAUCACCAGGGCCUAAACAUUUAGGCAGGCAUAGAGCAGAACAGUGCUUUCUAGGCUCUUCUGUAUAUUAUGGUGGACCUGAUGAGCUUUAUGACAUUCCCCAAGGAAGAAAGGAAGACCCAAGUGAGAUUAAAAUGGCAGCUAAGAAAUUGGAAGAUGCCAUGGACCCAUUUCAGAUUGAAUAUGCAACCAGAGGGAAUUGGUGGGAAGGUUCCCUUUACUACUAAAAUUUGGGAUCAGGGAAAAAUAUGAUGUGAGUAGCAACAGUGGAUUGGUCCCCAAUAUAAAAGGAGAACUAUUUUUUCAAAUAUAUUUGAAAAUAAAAAUAAAAAAAUGUUUUUUUUUGUUAAGUAAAGAUGUGAUAUGAAUAGCAAAAGUGGAUUGGUCCCCAGUGUAAAAGAAGAUCUUGAGUGAUGAUUGAGUUGUAAUUUUAACUUUAAUCAAAUUGAAAUUGAUAAACAAUUGAAAUAUGUAAGUAAAAUGAUUUCAUUUAUGAAUUAUUUAUUUAGUGAAGCUUAUUAUAA
This is a messenger RNA of Cryptomeria japonica (Japanese cedar), 1364 nucleotides long. RefSeq lists its product as uncharacterized. Bases 588 to 1067 code for a protein of 159 amino acids. The record is from RefSeq and is a predicted model, not a curated record. The transcript is spliced from 6 exons. Lineage: Eukaryota; Viridiplantae; Streptophyta; Pinopsida; Cupressales; Cupressaceae.